GACACUUUCAAGAUCUAUUUUUUUUUUUUCAGGUCUAACCUUUUUCCUUUGCAGACUCUACAAACCCUAACCCUAGAAAUCUCAUCUUCUUCGCUCGUCGAGUUCUCACAGAAAAUGGGAGAAACAAGAGACAACGAUGCCUACGAGGAAGAGCUUCUCGACUACGAAGAAGAAGAAGAAAAAGCUCCCGACUCUGCUACAGGCAAAGUCAAUGGCGAAGCCGCCAAGAAGGGAUAUGUCGGAAUACACAGCUCAGGAUUCAGGGAUUUCCUUUUGAAGCCAGAACUUCUUCGUGCUAUUGUGGACUCUGGUUUUGAGCAUCCUUCUGAAGUGCAACAUGAGUGCAUUCCUCAAGCUAUACUGGGCAUGGAUGUCAUUUGCCAAGCUAAAUCUGGGAUGGGUAAGACUGCAGUUUUUGUUCUCUCAACGCUGCAGCAAAUCGAUCCUACUCCAGGGCAAGUUGUUGCACUUGUUUUGUGUCAUACGAGGGAGUUGGCUUACCAGAUCUGUCAUGAGUUUGAGAGGUUCAGUACUUACCUGCCUGAUAUAAAGGUUGCUGUCUUCUAUGGUGGUGUGAAUAUCAAAAUUCACAAAGAUCUACUGAAAAAUGAGUGUCCUCAUAUUGUUGUUGGGACACCUGGAAGAAUUUUGGCUCUUGCCAGAGACAAGGACCUUUCGUUGAAGAACGUUAGGCACUUCAUUCUUGACGAAUGUGAUAAGAUGCUUGAAUCACUUGACAUGAGGAGGGAUGUCCAAGAGAUCUUCAAGAUGACUCCUCAUGACAAGCAAGUUAUGAUGUUUUCAGCUACCCUGAGCAAGGAAAUCCGUCCGGUGUGCAAGAAAUUUAUGCAAGAUCCAAUGGAAAUUUAUGUUGACGACGAGGCCAAGUUAACCCUUCAUGGGUUGGUACAGCACUACAUCAAAUUGAGCGAGAUGGAGAAAAAUCGGAAGUUGAAUGACCUUCUUGACGCAUUGGACUUCAACCAAGUUGUUAUUUUCGUCAAAAGUGUGAACCGGGCAGCUGAGUUGAACAAGUUACUUGUGGAGUGCAAUUUUCCUUCUAUAUGCAUACAUUCUGGCAUGUCCCAGGAAGAGAGGUUGACACGCUACAAGGGGUUCAAGGAAGGGCAUAAAAGAAUUCUUGUAGCCACAGACUUGGUUGGCAGGGGAAUUGACAUUGAGCGUGUUAACAUUGUUAUCAAUUAUGAUAUGCCUGAUUCUGCAGACACUUACCUGCACAGGGUUGGUAGGGCUGGGAGGUUCGGCACCAAGGGUCUUGCAAUUACAUUCGUUUCAUCUGCUUCAGAUUCUGAUGUUCUGAAUCAGGUCCAGGAGAGGUUUGAGGUGGAUAUAAAGGAGCUUCCUGAGCAGAUUGAUACGUCAACAUAUAUGCCAUCAUAAUGGAGAGGUUCAUGCAUCGGUCGAAUUGGCAGAGUCGUUAGUAUAAUUAUAAAUGCUGCUGUCAUUUUGUGUAUUUUUGCUUAAAACUAAUGUGGAAUGGUUAAAGUAGAUGGUUCCGGAGGAGGCAGAUGUCCUUGUGGUUUACACAACUGCUUAUGAAUUAUUGUAGCUUUAAAGUAAUAUCGGGAUUUGAUUUAAUUAACCAAUGGAUGGAAAUUCUUAGUAUGCUCCUUAAGUUGGUUGGGGAAUUUUCCCUUUUGGGGCAUCGUUUCUUUUUAGCUACUUAUAUAGAGUUCCUUAUGAUUAUAUAUAUGUGAUAUUGAUUUGCUGUGUAACUCCUUAUAUCUGAUUUGCUGGUAUGUCCAUUUAUUUAGUGGA
Molecule: messenger RNA, 1779 nt
Organism: Rubroshorea leprosula
Lineage: Eukaryota; Viridiplantae; Streptophyta; Magnoliopsida; Malvales; Dipterocarpaceae
Source: the annotation of a GenBank genome assembly